CUCGAUGCGACUAGUGUGUAGUUACCACUGCUCUUGCAAAAUGAAAUUUCUGGUAGUCUUCGCUGUUCUGGUGGCCGUCGCUUCGGCCACCAUUAGCUUGGAUCGUGACCAUCGAGUUAUCGGAGGACAACUUGCUACCUUGGGCCAGUUUCCGUACGCAGUCGGUCUGAUCACCAGGAUAAACAUUCUGCUCUCCGGUCAGUGCUCUGGAUCGCUGUUGUCCUCGCGUUUCAUUCUAACCUCGGCUAGCUGUGUCAGUGGAAUUCAGAGUGCUGUAGCGGUUAUGGGAGGACUUCGUAUUAACGAUGCAUCGGAGGCAGGUCAGGUUCGCAUGACUGUUACGGAAUUCAUUGUGCACAGUGGCUACGAGGAGGAUGUGGAAAACUUCGAUGUAGCGUUGGCAGUUCUGCCAACACCCGUCACAUUUAGCGAUAACAUCCGCCCGGUACGUCUACCCAACCGUCGUCAGGUCGAUGCCACCUUCUCUGGACAGCAGGGUACCUUCAUGGGCUGGGGACGAUUCGGCGAGGGAACAGCCAACUCGCAGGAGCUUCGAUUUGGUCGAUCCCAGGUCAUCACCAACUUGGCUUGUUUCGUCAGCUUGCCAACCAACACCAUUCUCAGCGAACAUGUUUGCACUGAUGGUUUGAAUGAUGCUCUUGGUCGUGGAUCACCUUGCCAGGGUGAUAGUGGAGCUCCGCUGACCAUCGUUGAUGCCGACGGUAUUACCACUCAGAUUGGUGUCUUCGCAUUCCACUCCAUCUUGGGCUGUGAUAGUGGGCGUGCCGCUGUUUUUACCCGCAUGUCCGCUUACCUUAACUGGAUCGAUCAGAAUUCCGAUGUUGAGGUCAGAGAUGAUUUCUAAGUUGUUUCUGAAUUUGUUGUAUUGAGAUCGCGUGGAAAUACAUUUAUUAGCCUAAUCUUAUAA
Topomyia yanbarensis is the source of this 928-nucleotide messenger RNA. Its product is annotated as collagenase-like. Gene Ontology annotation, biological process: proteolysis. Lineage: Eukaryota; Metazoa; Arthropoda; Insecta; Diptera; Culicidae. Gene Ontology annotation, molecular function: serine-type endopeptidase activity. The coding region runs from base 5 to 865 and encodes 286 amino acids. The transcript is spliced from 2 exons. The record is from RefSeq and is a predicted model, not a curated record.